UCUCUUAGUUGUUCAGACUUCGGAGCAAGAAAGAAGGUAUCUCUUCCUUCUUCCUUCUCUGGCAAUCCAACUACUCCCGUUCCAUUACCAGACAAGCUCUAUUCCUGCUUCUGCAAGUCUCUGCAUCAGCAAUUCGGGAGGAAUCUUGUCUUGUUUGGGUUAAAAAAGAAUUAAAGGAGAAUAGCAAAUAUAAAUUGAGACAACACCUCAAAGAACGAACCCAGAACAAAAUUUCUGUCAGAGAACAGAAGUUCUAAAAUGGGUUUUGGUUUUUGGUUGUCGAGUAAAAUAGUUUUCUCUUGAUCUUAAAAAAGGGGCUUCAUCACAAAGGGUGUACUGUUUUCUCCUGCUCAGAUCACUUGAUUCCUUGGUGGGUCUUCUUUGAGAAUUCCAAUCAUGAAGAUUCGGAUGUUCCCAUGGUUCAAUAAGAAGGUCGUUGAUCCUCUUGUGCAGAUUCUUCGAAGGGGGGCAGAGCCGAAGCAAUUGGCAUUUUCUGUAGCUCUUGGACUUACCUUGGGAGUUUUCCCCAUCUGUGGGGUAACUGUGUUUCUUUGUGGGAUGGCUAUUACACUGCUUGGAUCCCUCUGUCAUGCUCCAAGUGUGAUGCUUGCAAACUUUGUUGCUACUCCGAUAGAGUUGAGUCUGGUGGUUCCCUUUCUGCGAUUUGGUGAAGUCAUUUCUGGUGGCCCUCAUUUUCCAUUAACCUCUGAUGCAUUGAAGAAAGUAUUGACUGGUCAUGCUUCACAGGAUGUCCUACUCAGCAUUGUCCAUGCAUUGUUAGGGUGGCUUGUUGCAGCACCUUUCAUUUUGACCAUACUGUAUGUGAUAUUUCUUCCAAUUUUCAAGUACCUGGUUCCAAAGUUCAGUACCCUCCCUUCAAGCCCUAACAAGCCACUGAUUUCCCAUACAGAUGUCCGGCUUAAGGUAAGAGAUGUCUAACAUCUCCUUAACUUUCAUCUUUCUACAACCCAAAGAUGGAAUGGGUCAUUGUGUUCUAACAAUUGUACAUAAACUUUAUACUGAGAUCAAUGCUGUAUAAUAGAUUGCAACUCUGUUCCUGGGGCGAUGGUUCUAUUGAAAUCUCUAUACCAAGUCGGGAAUAGUUGGUGUUUUUAUUUCAUAUUAUGUUUUUGUUCAAUGGUUUAGAAGAAAUUAAUUUGCUCAUAGAGAUUUCAGCAUGC
Nelumbo nucifera (sacred lotus) is the source of this 1181-nucleotide messenger RNA. RefSeq lists its product as uncharacterized. Gene Ontology annotation, cellular component: intracellular membrane-bounded organelle. NCBI's taxonomy places the organism in Eukaryota, Viridiplantae, Streptophyta, Magnoliopsida, Proteales, Nelumbonaceae. The record is from RefSeq and is a predicted model, not a curated record.